Molecule: messenger RNA, 1003 nt
Organism: Annulohypoxylon maeteangense
Lineage: Eukaryota; Fungi; Ascomycota; Sordariomycetes; Xylariales; Hypoxylaceae
Exons: 1
Coding region: 1-891 (296 amino acids)
Source: RefSeq, a predicted model, not a curated record
AUGUCUGGCGCUUGGAAAACUCCUUUACGAGUACAAGCGGACAACCCGCGGAAGGUCCCUAGGAAUCCCCUGGUGUACUCAGAGGCCACAGGGCCAGGGCUUUUUGAAUUUGUACGAACCGAGGAGUCAUCAGGGCCAUCAGGGCCUGCGGAGCCUACACAGCCUGCAGAGCCCGCAGAGCCUGUAGAGCCUUCAGAUUCGGAAUAUCACAGCGAUGAAGGUCCUGCUCCUGCCCCUGUCGAUAAAGACGACUGCCAGAGGACGAUAUUCCCCAUGUACCUGAGAGUACGUCCCAAUCCCGCGAACUAUCCUCCGGAUGCCGCAAAUCACGAACAGGUGAUCGUGCUGGUACUGGAAGAGACUUCCUACCUGGUGGAAAAAGAACGUGGGGCCAUCGACACUCUGCCACAGGGCUACCCGAAGAGACGAAACAUCGCCGGGGGUGAAGAAAGACAUUCCGCCAUCGUCUUUCAUCUCAUUCGUAAUGAGCACUCCACCUCGACGUUGACCGUCCGGUCGAAUCGUGACGGGUACACUUCUCAAGCGAGAGACUGGGAAACGCUUAUCGACAGGGACGAUAAGAGUGCACGCGGCUUGAAAAUUACGGACAGAGCCGUAGAGGACUCCAGAAUCAAUCACGCGUUCGGGCCUCCCUACUUAAGCCACAUUUGCGAAACUGGAACGCAUGUGGAUAUAACGCGGGAAGUAGAGCCCCAGCUAGGUCCCAAUGUCGGUGGAGUCUAUCCCCCCGUCGAGACAUACGAUGAGGUCGAAAGCGUGUCUGCUAGGCUCUUUCGGCUUUCGACGUUGAUCUUCGUCAAUGUCUUCUGCAUCGUGAUCUCGGCGGUGUUAAUUUCCAGAGUAAACGACCAAGUCCGCGUCGUUAACUAGAUCACGGAUGUCGGGCUGGGUAUGGGUUCUGCGGUUGGUUCAUAGUCUCGGUUAUUUCCUAUAGUGUGGACGUUACGGCUUUCCUUCGGCGUUUGGUCUUUCAUAGAUGAAU